Fonsecaea nubica is the source of this 675-nucleotide messenger RNA. RefSeq lists its product as hypothetical. Lineage: Eukaryota; Fungi; Ascomycota; Eurotiomycetes; Chaetothyriales; Herpotrichiellaceae. The transcript has a single exon. The record is from RefSeq and is a predicted model, not a curated record. The coding region runs from base 1 to 675 and encodes 224 amino acids.
AUGUCAGAACAACAUGGAAAGACGGACUUUAUGGCCGACUUCAUCGGCAGCCACUCCAUCUCAGAAGACGACCGGCGGUACUUUGCAUCUAUUGAAUGGACGAAUAAAUACCUGGCCGAUCCUCUCUACAAGGCCAUCCCUACGUUUUCGCGCACUCUAAAAGACACGGGUGAAGAUUACUUCUUUGCUCGUACCAUCAACUCGCCUGACACUAUUCCUCACCUCCUCUCUCUGCAGUUGAAGGACUAUCCCAACCCUCCAGAAAGCCCCAAGGGACAAUUAAAAUUGAGAACAAACCACAGCGAGCCCACCGAAGUACCUCAGCACCCCGAAUGCGUCGUUCUGUUGUCGAUCGGUCGCCCGGGGCUCGAUGGCCAUCCGGAAGUCAUACACGGCGGCAUGGCCUGCGCCAUUCUUGACGAGAUGAUGGGACUUUGUGCGAUGCUACACCAACAACACCUUCCAGGGCCACGAGGUGCGCUUUUCACCGUCGGUCUGAAUAUAACCUACCGUGCGCCUGUACCCACGCCGGGAGACGUGCUCGUAAGGAGCUGGCUCGUAGGAAAAGAAGGUCGCAAGUGGCUAUCGAGGGGUCAAAUAGUAGACAAAAAUGGCAAGGUUUUGACCGAGGCCGAGGGCAUGUGGGUGCUCACAAAGAGACAAGAGAAGUUAUAA